UCACAAAAUGAUAAUUCUGAACAAGAUUCCAAAGGAUCACACGGUGCACCUACGCCUCAGUUGCCAGGCAAACGAAGACCUAAUAGCAUGAUCGCUACCACGGAUAUACAAUUUCUCGGGAUUCUCAAUCGAUCCCCUACAACCGCUGGAAAGGCCAGGAAGACGACGUCAACGUUUUCGACAGUGGCCGAGAUUAACUCUCAGGCAGAGGCAUCUGGACAAAAUAGAAAGAAAGGACCACUCAAACGUCGUAACACGUACAACUCGGAGGCCAUUGCUGGAGAUUUCAUAGUUAAUGAGGAGACACAAAGGUGGACAGAGAACGUCAAGAGACAACUGUCAAAGAGAAAGUUGGAAAAGGAUAUAGAUGAUGAAAAGGUAAUGAUCGGUACACGGAUCAACGAGGGUCACGUUAAUUACGUCCUUAUGUAUAACAUGUUGACGGGAAUUCGGGUGGGGGUUUCACGGUGUAACGCAAAAAUGCAGAGGGUGUUAAACGAUGCAGAUUUCAAGGCUGCUCACAAAUUAACUUUUGACAUAGCGGGUAACGAACUUACGCCAUCGGCAAAAUAUGAUUUCAAAUUCAAAGAUUAUGCACCUUGGGUUUUUCGUAGUCUUCGUGAAUUCUUCAGAAUCGAUGCUGCGGAUUACCUGGUUUCAUUGACAAACAAGUAUAUUUUGUCUGAGUUAAAUUCUCCUGGAAAAAGUGGAAGUUUCUUCUAUUUUUCACGAGAUUACCG
This is a messenger RNA of Acaulospora morrowiae, 740 nucleotides long. The record is from the annotation of a GenBank genome assembly. Lineage: Eukaryota; Fungi; Glomeromycota; Glomeromycetes; Diversisporales; Acaulosporaceae.